Messenger RNA from Colletotrichum aenigma, 951 nucleotides. It is a transcript of the gene FUB8-5, whose product is annotated as Oxidase FUB9. Lineage: Eukaryota; Fungi; Ascomycota; Sordariomycetes; Glomerellales; Glomerellaceae. Bases 1 to 951 code for a protein of 316 amino acids. Gene Ontology annotation, molecular function: oxidoreductase activity; FMN binding. The transcript is spliced from 7 exons. The record is from RefSeq and is a predicted model, not a curated record.
AUGGCGAAUAGAGGAGUUUCUUGGGACACCUUGAUCCACAGCAUUCAAGAUCUGAAGGACCACGGAAGCCGAAGACUCCCAAAGAUGUAUCGAGAUUACUUCAACGAGGGCGCUAUGGAUCUACUCACUGUGAAGGAGAAUGAGGAAGCUUAUGACUACUACAAGAUUCAACCUCGUGUCCUUGUCAACGUCGAUAAUGUCAAUAUAUCCGGUGAGAUUUUCGGUUUCAAAACAGCGUUGCCCUUGGGCUUCAGCCCUGCAGCCAUGCAUGGUCUAGCUCAUCCAGACGGCGAGAUUGCAACUUCGAGAGCUGCAGCAAAGAUGGGAAUCUCUGCUGGAUACAAGGCAAUUUUACUUUCCGCCGAUACUCCCUGCUUAGGCCGACGUUUGAACGAGUAUCGAAACAACUUCAGUCUCCCGGACGGGAUGUCCUGGCCAAACCUACUCUCUGAUGGGAAAAGCGAGCUCCGUGCCUCCAGAGAUCAGAUUGGAAAAAGCGACGAGGUGCCGGCGGAGCCUAGCAAGCAUGACUAUGGCCCAUCGGUUAACUGGGACAGUUUGAUCCCUUGGCUGCGCCAGCACACGAAGCUGCAAAUAUGGGUCAAAGGAAUAUACGGGCCUGAUGACGUCCGAGUUGCCAUUAAGCAUGGAUUAGAUGGCGUGUGUGCCCCUGUGGCGCGAGGAAAGAUUCCAAUCACUGUGGAUGGGGGUAUUCGCCGAGGCACCGACAUCUUCAAGGCUCUCGCUCUGGGUGCCUCGCACUGUUUCGUGGGCAGGAUCCCCAUAUGGGGCCUUGCGUACGACGGCCAAGAGGGAGUCGAGCUAGCGCUGAAAAUUCUCAUGUACGAGUUCAAGGUGGCUAUGUUGCUGGCCGGUUGCAAAAGCGUCAAGGACAUCACUCAAGAUCACUUUGUGUACAAGAAGGCGGACGGGAUAUUGGCAAAGCUGUAA